Molecule: messenger RNA, 2893 nt
Organism: Salvelinus namaycush (lake trout)
Lineage: Eukaryota; Metazoa; Chordata; Actinopteri; Salmoniformes; Salmonidae
Product: protein SYS1 homolog
Exons: 4
Coding region: 603-1073 (156 amino acids)
Biological process (GO): protein localization to Golgi apparatus; Golgi to endosome transport; Golgi to plasma membrane protein transport
Cellular component (GO): Golgi membrane; trans-Golgi network
Source: RefSeq, a predicted model, not a curated record
CGUGGUAACAUUAUGACACAAUUGAGCCAGCGCAAGAUAUGAUUUCGGAAAACGUACCUCAAUGCAAGGAUAUGAUAUGCCACUGUACUCCAAAUGGUACCUUUAUCCGCACUGCUCCACGGAGAAGAUUGAAAUACUAUUAGUGUUCCUAUGUUGUUCAACAAAACAUGCCAUUCCAUAAUGGCUACCGGUAGCUAGCAUGAUGACGAUUAAGGGGCUGUAUUCUGGGGGGAAAAGAGCAGUAUUUAGAUCUUCUCGAUGGAGCAGUGUGAAAUCGUCACAUUGAGUAAGUACAUAGUAUAUGCCAUCCCUGUAUUGCGGUACGUUUUCCAACUCAUAUCUCUCGCCAGCUCCAAAGGUGUCUUAAUGAUGAUUGCGUUCCGACCUCAGUGCAGCUCAAUCAGCGUAAACAAGUGAAAUGGUAGGGUCGGUAUCUUCCGGAAAGCUAGCUAAGAAGCUAUCAACCAGUUGUUGACGUACUGCUAGCAAGCCAGUCAGCCAAUGUCGGUCUUGCGUCACUGACUCCCUAUACAUCAGAGGAGUAGCCUUGCACUCAUUUUCAGCUGCUCGGGGUUCCCUGUGUCCCCUCCUUAAGCGUUGGAAUGGGCAGUCAUUUCCGCAGCUACAUCUGGGACCCGGUCCUCAUCUUGUCCCAGAUUGUGUUGAUGCAAUGCAUCUACUACAGCUUUCUGGGUCUGUGGUUGGCUGGAGUGGACAGUCUCGUACAAACCAACAGAUCACUGGACCAGAUCUUCAGUUAUGAGGUUCUUGGUUUUGCAACAAUGCAGGGCAGACUCUCAAUGAUGGCAUUCAUCUUGAACUCGCUUACCUGUGCCCUGGGCCUGUGGUUCUUCAUCCGCCGAGGGAAGCAGUGUCUGGACUUCACCGUCACUGUGCACUUCUUCCACAUGAUAGGCUGUUGGAUCUACAACGCCCACCUCCCGGCGGCCCUGUCCUGGUGGCUGGUCAACGUGGCCUGCAUGGCUCUGAUGGCCGUGAUUGGAGAGUACCUGUGCAUGCGGACUGAGCUCAGGGCCAUCCCAGUCAACAGUGGACCUAAGUCUAACCUCUGACCUGACCCCACUCUGUGACACUGACUUACCCCCUGUGAACUGUUCACCUACAGUUAUCUGUCCAGUAUGAUGUGGGGUAUGACAUUUGUGCCCAAAAACUUGGUGGGACUGGGAAGUGAGCUGCAGUAACACAGUAAUUGUUUCUAGAGACAUAGAUGCUCAGAGUUGGAAGAUUGCACACCUCUCAAUGGAUUCAAGGACUUGGAGAUAAACUGAAUUGGUUCUGGUUGCUGUAUUUAUUUGUACACAUGUACUACACAUCUAAGAGUGAAUGCUAACUUCUUCCUUGAACCACUGACUAAGAUACCACUCUCUUUGAGACCGUUUGAAGCAGAGUUUAGUUACAAAGUGUUACAAAGAUCUGAAUGGUUUCAUAAUUGUAUUAAAUUAUGAUAUUAUCACACGAUGAAUGUAGAGAAAUGGUUGUCAUGCACAUGCUUUUCGGUUAUGUCCUAUCAAGUUGAGAGAGAAAAAAGUGCAGCUUUAGUUGAGCCAGUUGAAUGAUAAACAUUGAACAUGGUACAAUAACAAACUAAUACAAGUAAAGAACAGAUCACCAAAUAUGGAGUUCUAUUUUAUUACUCAUUAAAGUAUGUGAGCUUGAGGGGUGAACGGAAUCAGCAAAGCUCAACCAUACAAUCAACGUUAGGAAGUUAACAUGACAAGAAAGCACAUGGAAGUAGGCCUACUGAGCCAUGUUACGGGAGCAGCAAUUAAAUAUUGAAAUACAACACUUAAUACAGGCUUUUUGUAAAUAAUGUACUCUGUAGUUGGUAUCUCUGAAAGACCACAUACAUAUUGAAUUCUUACAUUCUGUAGUGUUUCGGGAGCAGCGAGUAUCUGAUAAUCAUUCCUCGCUCAGCACGAUGCUAUUGGUUUUAAAGUGUUGCGCGUAUAUGAUGGGAUGCUGUGGAGAGCAGAUGGUCCCUCUGGGGAUGGUCUGUCAGCCACCAGCUGUGUUAUGACAGGAUGCUGUCACUGUGUGUGUGCCUGACUGUGCUCGUUGGUGCCGUGGCUAGUCUAUGGUAAAUUUAAACGUAAAUGGUUGUCCGCUGGUUUUCAACACACUUUCUCUUUCCUUCUCAUUGUCUGAAAACUAUUUUCACAAAAAAAUAACCUAGGCUAUGUCUAUCUAGGGACCUUUCACAUUUGUGGAUCUUAAUUUGGAACUUCUGUGAGAUCAGAGGUUUAAUUUUAAUUGCGGUGGAAAUCAGGACUAUGCAGUGUAAUGUUUCUACACCAACUUUCUCCUCUAGCUUCGGUGCUAAGGGGUUUUAUAUCACCAAGUUGUUGAACUCUUAGUAAGUUUGAUCGUUAGAAGUCUUGAAGGGAAACUCUGCCACUUUUCAACCUCAUAUUCAUUUUCUCCAGUACCAUUGUCUACAUAUGUGAAAGCGAUCUGUGGUUAAAACGAUUAGAAAAAAGGUCCUACAAAAUGCUUCUCUCUGACAUCACAUGGUAGGAUUAAAAGUAAGCAAGAGGGAGGGUGUUUUCUUGCACCCCACUUCACCUCGAAUGUCAAAGUUUAAAAAUCACUGUUAAAAAACAACGUUUUAACCUUUGAUGAUGUCAUCAAAAAUGCACAGUAUUCACAGAUGUAGAUACUGGAUUGGUGCUGGAGAUAAUUAAUAUGAGGUUGAAAAGUGGCGGAGUUGCCCUUUAAGACCAAAUCCUUUAUUUUUGUUUUAUUGUCACGACAAAGAGUGCUUCUCUUCACAUCACAGAUUUUCCUGGGAUGGUUUUUCUCAGAUUUGAAACCACAACUUGUUUAAAAAUAUAUAUUUUAAGCCAUUUAUGUAAUAAAGCUAAUGAAACUGUAA